AUGGCGUCGCGAUUGGCAAAGAGUGCUCUUGGCGCUUCUCGGGUCCGUCCCGUUCUCUCCACCAAAGUCCUUCCCGCCCUUUGCCCGGUGAGCUCUACUCGAUUUGCUUCCAGUGUUCCUGUCGAAGACCCAAAGACCAAGGCUCAGUCUAUUAUCGAUGCCCUCCCUGGGAAUUCUCUGGUUUCCAAAACCGCCAUUCUGUCUGGUGGUGCCGGUCUGGCCAUUGCUGCAAUCAGCAAUGAGCUUUAUAUCCUAAACGAGGAGACCGUUGCUGCUUUCUGCCUUCUCAGUGUAUUCACGGCUGUUUUCAAGAUGGCUGGCCCCCUUCAUAAGCAAUGGGCCCAGGGCCAGAUCCAGAAGCAGAAAGACAUUUUGUAUGCCGCACGCGCCGAUCACGCCAACGCAGUUACCCAACGUAUUGAGAAUGUCAAGCCAUUGAGCGAAGUUGUUAGCGUCACGAAGCAGUUGUUUGAGGUCUCGAAGGAAACCGCACGCCUCGAGGCCCAAGCCUUUGAACUUGAGCAGCGUACAGCUCUUGCAGCUGAGGCUAAAAGAGUUCUUGAUUCUUGGGUUCAAUAUGAGGGCCAGGUUAAACAGCGUGAGCAGCGCGAACUUGCUGAGACUGUCAUGGCCAAAAUCCAAAAAGAAUUGGAAAACCCCAAGCUUCUCCAGCAAAUUUUGCAGCAGAGCGUCGCUGACGUCGAAAGAAUUGUGUCAUCCAAGGCCCAAUAG
Messenger RNA from Ophidiomyces ophidiicola, 732 nucleotides. It is a transcript of the gene ATP4, whose product is annotated as atp4 subunit B of the stator stalk of mitochondrial F1F0 ATP synthase. Gene Ontology annotation, biological process: proton motive force-driven ATP synthesis. Lineage: Eukaryota; Fungi; Ascomycota; Eurotiomycetes; Onygenales; Onygenaceae. Gene Ontology annotation, molecular function: proton transmembrane transporter activity. The record is from RefSeq and is a predicted model, not a curated record. The transcript has 4 exons. Bases 1 to 732 code for a protein of 243 amino acids.